AUGGUGUUCUCUAGUUCAGAUCUCCCUUCUCCUGCAUCAAUGUUCUCUACCUAUGCAUCAGUAGCGGGAACCGUAAUGAUGAUCAAACCAAUGAUUCAGACGAUAAUUCCAAAACCAGUGCAGAACUUGGUUGUCUCUUACAUCAAAUCUUUAGUCGGCUCUCGUUCAUCGACUCUCACGCUUGUCAUCAAUGAUAUGAACAAGACUGAGACAAACGGGAUGAGGAGGCAAAACGAGCUUUAUAUCGCGGCUCAAGAUUAUCUCUCAAGCAAGAUAAGCCCCGAUGCAUCAAAGCUAAGGAUGACUAGAGACCCUAACAACAAGAACGUCAACUUAUACCCAAGCGAAGGAGAGGUUGUCUCCGAUGUCUACAAAGGCAUUGAGCUCAAGUGGAGGUUUUUAGCUGGAAGCAACAAGGCAAGUAUGGUUAUAGAUGGAGGAGUAGCUGAGGAAACCGUCAAUUGGGAAUGCUUCGAGCUAAGCUUCGACAAGAAACACAAAGACUUGGUCGUGAAAUCAUAUGUACCUUACGUGGAGAGGAAAGCAACGGUGAUCAAGAACGAGAGAAGAAUCAUCAAGAUGCACUCCUACUCUAGCUAUACUCUUCGCUGGGAAUCUGUCAACUUCGAGCAUCCUUCCACAUUCGACACAAUGGCUAUGACGCGUAAGCUCAAGCGUUCUGUGAUGGAAGAUCUUGAUCGGUUCAUCAAAAGAAAAGAUUACUACAAGAGAGUUGGGAAAGCUUGGAAGAGGGGUUACUUGUUGUACGGGCCACCAGGGACCGGGAAGUCUAGUCUAGUGGCAGCAAUAGCUAACCACCUCAAGUUUGAUAUCUAUGAUCUCCAGCUCGCAAGCGUGCAAGGGGACGCCGAUCUGAGGAGGUUGCUUCUCGCCACUAAAAACAGCUCGAUUCUUCUUGUCGAAGAUAUAGAUUGUUCCGUGGAUUUGCCUACAAGGUCACAACCUGCAACCACGACCUAUGGGGCUCCCAAGGUAUCAACACCAUUGACACUAUCAGGACUUUUAAACUGCAUUGAUGGGUUAUGGUCUAGUUGCGGAGAUGAACGCAUAGUAAUAUUCACGACUAAUAACAAGGAGAAGCUCGAUCCCGCAUUGCUCAGACCAGGCCGUAUGGAUAUGCACAUUUACUUGGGACAUUGCAGUUUUGAGGGAUUUAAAACAUUGGCAUCUAACUACUUAGGCCUGUCUCAGGACAAUGAUGACACUCACCGUCUCUACCCGUGCAUCAAACGUUUGAUUGAUGGACAAGUGUUGACUCCAGCUCAAGUGGCCGAGGAACUAAUGAAAACUGAAGAUGCUGAUAUGGCGCUUGAGGGUUUGGUUAAUGUUCUCAAAAGGAAGAGGUCAGAGUCAGAGAAAUGUGAUGAUGAAUCUAAGAAGAUGAAGAUGCUCGAAGAUGAUAUCUAA
Messenger RNA from Capsella rubella, 1428 nucleotides. RefSeq names its product AAA-ATPase At5g17750. The transcript is spliced from 2 exons. The record is from RefSeq and is a predicted model, not a curated record. Gene Ontology annotation, molecular function: ATP binding; ATP hydrolysis activity. Lineage: Eukaryota; Viridiplantae; Streptophyta; Magnoliopsida; Brassicales; Brassicaceae. The coding region runs from base 1 to 1428 and encodes 475 amino acids.